Molecule: messenger RNA, 1274 nt
Organism: Lontra canadensis (Northern American river otter)
Lineage: Eukaryota; Metazoa; Chordata; Mammalia; Carnivora; Mustelidae
Gene: NDUFAF1
Product: NADH:ubiquinone oxidoreductase complex assembly factor 1
Exons: 5
Coding region: 211-1194 (327 amino acids)
Biological process (GO): mitochondrial respiratory chain complex I assembly; mitochondrial electron transport, NADH to ubiquinone
Cellular component (GO): mitochondrion
Source: RefSeq, a predicted model, not a curated record
AAGCAGAUGGACCCACACGAGAAAAACGGAGUACCCGGUCGGGAAAAGCGGGGACCCGGGUGGAAGGCGCUGUCGGGCUCCGGCGGGGAGACCAGCGGACGCCGGCGGUGUGUGGGGAGCAACAGCCCUAGCAGGUGGAAUUGGCCCAUUUGCUGAAGUUUCUUUCCCUCAUAGCCCAGGGAGAAAUUUACAUUUGGACUUUAUCUUACAAUGGCUUUGGUUCUCAGGUUUCUGAAUGGCGCUUAUAUUUUCAGAUAUUGCCCAAAGCCAUAUGCCUCAUGUCCAUAUUUGGGUACCCGCUUUGCAGGCUAUUGUUCUAGUAGUCUUCAGAACCCCGUGGCUGCUUCUGGUAGAACUUCCUCUCAGAGGAAAUCUGAAGGGGAUUUGCAAGGACAUCACCAGAGAGAAGUUGCUUUGGAUAUAGCAUCUCCUGAAGAAAAGCCUGAAGUUAGUUUUGAUAAAGCAAUUAAAGAUGAAAUAAAGGACCAUUUUAGGCGUUUGAAGGAUGAUAUUGUGAAUCAUUGGAUAGGCCCUGAAGGCCGCCCUCUGCAUGAGGUCUUGAUGGAACAAGCCAAGGUUGUCUGGCAGUUCCGUGGAAAAGAAGAUUUGGAUAAGUGGGUAGUGACUUCUGAUAAGUCUAUUGGAGGCAGAAGUGAAGUGUUCCUGAAAAUGGGCAAGAAUAAUCAGAGUGCACUGCUGUAUGGAACUCUGAGCUCUGAGGUGCCUAAGGAUGGGGAAAGUGGCCGCAGUGGGUACUGUGCAAUGAUAUCCAGGAUUCCAAGGGGCCCUUUUGAGAAAAAGAGGGCUUAUGAUUGGUCCCAGUUCAACACUCUGUAUCUCCGUGUACGUGGAGAUGGUCGGCCUUGGAUGGUGAAUAUCCGGGAGGACACGGAUAUAAUCCAGAGGAGGAAUCAGAUGUACAGUUACUUCAUGUUCACCCGUGGGGGGCCCUACUGGCAGGAGGUCAAGAUUCCUUUCUCCAAAUUUUUCUUCUCUAAUCAAGGAAGAAUUCGGGAUGCCCAGUACCAGCUUCUGCUUGACAAGAUCUCUUCUAUUGGAUUCACCUUGGCUGAUAAAGUGGAUGGUCCAUUCUUCCUGGAAAUAGAUUUUAUUGGAGUGUUUACAGAUCCAGCCCACACAGAAGAGUUCGCCUAUGAAAAUUCUCCAGAGCUUAACCCAAGACUUUUUAAAUAGAGAUGGUAAUUUUGUAGUACCAAACUAAGAGUAGCAGUAUCCGUGAUGACCGAGACAAAUAAAGUAUUUAAUGGCUCUCA